AAACCUGGAGAAGAAAUAGGGAAGACUUCGCAAGAGACAGUGUAUCGACAGCGAUUGAAUUGACAUAUUUAGAAGGCAUACAAUUCUUUAUUUUUGCAUGUGGCCUUCAAUUUUGUGGAAAAAUGUUUCAAAACUUAAGCCCCGAUUACGAUUCAUCUUCUCGCUGCAGUACUGCAUCUCCUGCCGGGGACACCCUCACGUACAACCAGCAGUCUCCAGAUGAUUCGUUUUCUGGCACCUCCGCUUCACCGAUGGAGACAACGCAGCAGGAAUGUUCUGAAAUGGAUGCAUCCGAGUCCCCUUUUGUUCCAACGGUGACUGCAAUUUCAACUACCCCUGACUUGCAAUGGAUGGUCCAGCCAACCAUGAUCACAUCCAUCGCUCAAUCCCAUAAAGCACCAAGCGCCGUGCAAGCGACUCACAAAGCAGUCAGAGGCAGAGGACAGACCGCUGUCAGGAAGGCAAAGAACGAGAAGCUCUCCCCGGAAGAGGAAGAGAGGAAGAAGAUCAGGCGGGAGCGGAACAAAAUAGCCGCAGCAAAGUGUCGCAACAGAAGGAAGGAGCUCACCGACACGCUGCAAUCCGAAACGGACGCGCUAGAAGAAGAAAAGGCGGCGCUGCAGGCGGACAUCGCCAGCCUCCAGAAAGAGAAAGAGAGGCUGGAGCUCAUCUUGGCUGCCCACAAGCCAGCCUGCCGAAUUGCUGACGAUCCAGAGGGAGACUUCAGAGAACCCCUGGGGUCGCCCCAGCUCCUUUCGGUCCUGGAGGACGGCAAGCUCCCGGAGAGCAGCGCGCUGGAAUCGACGCCACUCCAGGAGCUGGACGGGUCCGAUGUCCCCCCGGCCACUGCUAUCUCUGGAAACUCCAACAUCCUCCUGUGCUCCAGCGUGGCUGCGAGUGCCAGCGACCUGGAGCCCCCCCUUGACCUGAAAGACGAGCCCCUGGACAAUCUGCUUCCGAGCCUAGGCAAGGUCUCCAUGGAGACGGCACGGUCUGUUCCAGACAUGGACUUGAGCGGGUCCUUGGGGGCCACGGACUGGGAGACCCUCUACAAGUCUGUAUCCAACGACCUGGAGCCUCUGAGCACCCCUGUUUUGACUUCUACCCCCUCCUGCACCAGCUAUUUGUCACUUUUCUCGUUCACCUACCCCGAGUUUGACUCUUCUGCCAAUGUGGACGAGAGCUGCAAAGGCGGAGAGGACAGAACCGAUCUGGUGAUAGAUAUUCUCAAUUCUCCCACCCUCUUGGCGCUGUAAUGUUGAUGCCAUUAGGUAAUCAAUUGGAUGGCACUUGGAAAUUACUGUUGAGGCGAUCUGCCCAUGGGACCUGAUCUCACUUAACAUGACAUGUGUCUUUUGUGAUCAAGCCUUUCAUCCAAAUGUUGUCUUCAUGAAAUGUUUACCUUUGUCAAACCAGUAUUAACAUCUUCUAAACACUUUGGUAUAGGUAAAGCAUGGAUAUGUAUUUCCCGUACAGAGAAUUGAAGUAUACAAAUUUACCAGCAUGCAAAGAGGUGGCAUAGAAUUUGAAAAUACCCUGAUAUUUUAGCUUUGUUUUUUGUUUUAUUUUGAUGUUAGAUAUCUUAAUGUAUUGUGUUGUCCUGUUUUGUGGUUCACUUGAAUUGUAUAUUAAUGUGAAAAAACUGAAUAUAGUGUCCAAAAGUAAUCAUGAAAUUUACUGAAUUUGCAUGCAUAGCUUUUACUGUUCUGUAAUUUCCUGUCAUUUGAAUUCCUUAGUUUUCCAUGAAAACAUUUUGUCUGCUACAUAAUCUGUGAAGAUGAAUUUUAUGACAUAGUUUAUUUUUCUACCUUCAAAGUUUCGACUUGUUUGUCAAACGCAAAAUAAGAGCAUUAAUUGCUUACUAUGAUCAUUAAAUAUAUUUGAAGUGA
Conger conger (European conger) is the source of this 1889-nucleotide messenger RNA. RefSeq names its product protein c-Fos-like. Gene Ontology annotation, cellular component: nucleus. Gene Ontology annotation, biological process: regulation of transcription by RNA polymerase II. The transcript is spliced from 4 exons. NCBI's taxonomy places the organism in Eukaryota, Metazoa, Chordata, Actinopteri, Anguilliformes, Congridae. The coding region runs from base 123 to 1256 and encodes 377 amino acids. Gene Ontology annotation, molecular function: RNA polymerase II cis-regulatory region sequence-specific DNA binding; DNA-binding transcription factor activity, RNA polymerase II-specific. The record is from RefSeq and is a predicted model, not a curated record.